Messenger RNA from Impatiens glandulifera, 642 nucleotides. RefSeq lists its product as uncharacterized. Lineage: Eukaryota; Viridiplantae; Streptophyta; Magnoliopsida; Ericales; Balsaminaceae. The record is from RefSeq and is a predicted model, not a curated record. The transcript is spliced from 6 exons. The coding region runs from base 1 to 642 and encodes 213 amino acids.
AUGAUUUCGGCGACAUUUGUGUCGGAAUGGGGAAGCAUCGGUGACGAGGAAUUGUUCUCGGACUUGAAUAUAUUUUCGAAAAAGGAGCGGGAGAAAGUGUUGAAGGAGGAAGAUAAAAUUAAUCCCGAAAUCUACUACAGAUGGGUUGCUGGUGUUUCUCUAAUUUUGCUGCAUCAUCCAUCCGCGCCGCUUCGUCUUUCCCGGACACCAUCUCUCCUUCAACUUUAUGUACGCAUCGAGAUUCAAAGAAGAGGGUUCAGUGAAUUUGGGGUUGAUGGUGGACCAGCGGCUAAGACCCUGAAACCGAAGUUCAACAUCUUCUUGAAACAUGCAACUGAUCAUACUGGUUUGAAAGUGUCAGAUGUUGAAAUCAAACAUUUAAUUGCAGCUUCAAUUGUUAUGAAGGGAUUGGGAAGCUUUCUUUUCAUAUUUGGGAGUUCAAUUAGAGCCUAUUUGCUGCUUCUUCACAAAUUGAUAGCCACUCCAAUCUUGUACGACUUCUACAACUACGAUGAUGACAGAAAAGAAUAUGGUCAAUUUUUUGUUAAGUUUACACAGAGUCUGGCAUUGUUUGGGGCAAUACUGUUCUUCAUUGGUAUGAAUAAAAUAUCUUCAUCACUUUAUGUUCUUCCCAUUUCGUGA